AAUUUUGCAACAUUACGGUUGACCUCGAACAAAAAAAAAAAAAAAAAACCAAAAACAACAACAACGAUUACCAUCGGUUAUUUGUGAAUAAAUACGUACGCAGUGAUCACGUCGGAAACACAGUAUCGUGUUUACGUCCGAAACGCGGUACUACGAUGAUGUUCGUCGCAUUCGUCGUGCUGUUCGAAGCGGUGUCAUUGGCGUCUGCGUCAACCACGACGCCGUACACGCUGAUCGGCAGGAACUCGGUCACGGUUACAGAAUCCCAGGCGACGUGCAAGAACGGCGUGUCCACUACGGUGACGACGGCGGUGAAGGGCGAACUGUACGUGCUCAAUCCGCCCGGGACCAGGACGGAUUUCACGGGAAACCAAUGGAAAAACCGGAUGACAUUGCUGGACAGAGAACCGGACGACGAACAAGGGCACGUGGUAGCAUCCGUGUUCGGAGGUCCCAUCGCACAGUGGAACCUAGUACCCCAGCACCGGAGCGUCAACCGGAAGAUCAAAGUGCAGAGUGACUUGCUCAACCGCUGGGACGAGUUUGAGAAGUGGGGCCGCGUAGAACUGGCUAAAAUAGGCGGCGCUCCGGUCAAAUUCAACAUGAUCAUCAAGUACGCGCCUGCCAACGGCUGCCGACCAAUCGGGUUCGUUAUCCAUGGCACCAGCCCGAAGAGUUCCGGUUUCGACGCGGAAUUCGUCAAUGGGCCGAAUGGAACGUUCGCCGCCUCUAGCGUGCCGUCAAAACGUCAAAAGAAAACUUAACUCAACCUCCGGGCUACAUUACACAUGACUUAUAGUAAGUACUAUAUACAGAAUAGACAAAAUAGACAAUAAAACAUCUAACGAGAAAAUAAAAACAAAGUAACUGAGGAUAGAGAGAGAUAUAAAAUUUAGAAAAAAAAAAAAUAUUUUGUUUUUCUACACGCCACAAUGGCCUGUUAUCUGAUUAAUUUAACUUGUCGAUUCGAAAACCAUAUCAACGACUGUUAUAUGGUUCGUACAGACUUUUAAUCGCAAAAUGUUCACCCCCCCUCCCCCCAGAUACGUCACAAAAACCAUUUGAAAAUCUGCGUGACGCCGCAUCAACACCCGCAAUUGUAAAACGAAUUUCACAGGAUCCAAACCCAAGAGCGUGACCAAAUGAAAAGUUUGCGAUUACAAAUCUGUAAAACAGUAUAGCAAUCGUUGGGAAUGGUUUUGCCGACUCAAAAUACGUAAUAUCAUAUUCGCUUAAACAAGCGACAAAAAACAGAGAUUUGAUUUUCAAACCACGCGGCCGAAGCGAGCGAAUUUAUUUGUUCGCUCGAGCCGCUCUUAUCGCGUAGUACGAUAGACAACCAAUUUAUUUUCACACCGAAAGUCAAGUAUUAAAGGAACGAUCAACCAAUUCCUAAAUUAAAACAUUAAAUCGACAUAAAAUAUAAUCCGCUUGUUUAAUAUUACUACGUUUAGAUUCUGAGUAUAAAAAAGAAUAUAUUGGUUUUAUAAAAGAUAUUUAUUUAUUUUUUAUACUGUGUACAAAAAUUCUACCAGAAAUGAUCUUGCUCCGACGAAUACGAUGUAGACCCUUUUCUAAAAGAAAAUUUUCUUGGAGUCGUCUUUUUUUUUAUUUUCUCGGAAAUUUUCCCAAUAAAAAGGAAAAGUGAGAAAAAAACGUAAGCAAAACGGGAAAUGUCCGUCUUUUUGUUAUUGUUGAUACGUUUAAUGUAUUAAAAACUGCUUUAAAAGUUGAAUAUUAUAAUAAUUGCUAAUAAUGAAAAUAUAAUUUUUAAUUGUUACGUUCCUUUAAUAUACUAGACCCUCGACACGUUUGAAUAAUAAUCACUCGCACCGCACCCAUCGAUAUGGAUAGGCUAUUCAUACCUUAUCAGUGUCUCAAGAGGGACGGGUACAGUGACUCCAAGUUUCGUUGCAUAAUACCACUGACUAAAUAAUUCAAUAUGUUCCUUUUUUGAAGUAGUCAAUAUAUUUAGUUAAAGGAUAUUAUUUUGUGCUGAUGUAUUUACUUAUUUUAUGUUACUAGUGAAUCAGUACAAAGUUUUAGAUUCUGAAUGGCGUGAAGAAACUUAUGGUUUUACAAAGACGAAUGUAUAUAGUGUAUAUUGUAUACAUUUCUAAUUUGCAAAUAUUAAAUUAGCGAUAGUAGCAUAAUAUGUAGGUUGUUGGCUCAAUUUUCUGUGAACCAAAAUUGUAUGUAACAAAAUAGUUAAAUCUUCCAUUUUAUGAAAUAUCUUUUUUCGGGAAGGGUGGGGUUAGGGGUGGCUGAAAUAUGUUGUCUCGGCACGCAAGAUUUCCAAAUACGACCUUGGGUCUAUCCAUUCCUUUAUUAUCUAUGGCUGCACCGCGUUAUCUUUUCUACGCACGAUGCGUAGUAGUCAUUAUAGUAGGUACUUGUAUUAUACUAAGUACUUGUCACUCGCACCAACGCUUCCCGUGUGAACAGUAAAAAUAGUGCGAGUGGAAGUGGCAAGUGCGAGCGAAUAGAACCGAGUUAUAUUAACUAGGUUAUUAUUUAUUAUAUUUCAUAUUAACAACCUUUAAACCACAUUCGAAAUAUUGUACUGUAUUUAGAAAAGAAAAAAAACACACACAAAUUAAUACAAAUCAAUCUGGGUGACAAAAUUGAACGAAAACGUAAAUCCUCGUUCACCGUAACAGUAUUGCAAAUAAUUGUAUUAAUUACAUCGUACGGCUUUUGCGACGCGCAUAUUAUUAUUAUCAAUUGUACUCAAAAACAAACUCGCGCCAGUUUUUAACGGUCUUGUCGUUCCACACGUACUGGCCUUUGACUCGUUGUUCGCCUUCCGGUAACAAAGCCAGGUAAACCAAAGCUUCGGCCCCUUGGUCAAUGCUCAACGGGAUCCCCAUCCCCACCAUAUGACUGGUCAUGUCCGUGUCCACGUAACCCGGAUGAACGCUAUUCACUACGAUGUCUUUUCUGCGCGGAUCAACGUCGAAUUCCUUUUGUUGGAUUAUGGUCAGAGCGCUCACAGCUACUUUGGAUACCACGUACGCCGACGACGGCCAUCCGGAUUGUUCGUGAUUUACCGCGGCAGCCGAGUUCACGAACCGCUCGACCAAACCGUCCAGCUGUUCGACCGUCAAGUCCGGCGAUGAGAACUCUGCUCUUAAACCGUCACCGGGUAUUCUGGACAACAAACCGGCACAACUGGAUACGUUCACGACGCGGGCGCCCGGCAGCAGUAACGGAAACAGCGCGUCGCACACUCUUCUCAGCGCGAAGUAAUUGACUCUGGAAGUCUCUGCGGCCUGCUCGGCAAACGAUACCGCGGAAUCUUCCCUGUACCUAAUUGCCGCGUUGUUUACCAGAACGUUGAUGCCCGCGUAGUUCUUCUCGACGAAACGUUUGAACUCGGCCACGCUACCGUCGUCCGUCACGUCCAGUUGAUGGAACUUGGGCUUCAGGCCGAGCACGUUCAGAGUUUGCACUGCCUUCUCGCCCCUGCUCACGUCGCGGGCCGUCAGGUACACGUCGCCGUCGAACUGGUCGCAAAGGGCUUUCACCACGGCGUACCCAAUGCCUUUGUUGCUGCCGGUAACUAUCGCCAAUUUCGCACUACACAUCGCGGAAAAAAACGUUUACGAAAUGUAUUUCGUUCCGACGCUGAUAAAACGAUAACUAUUUUAUGAUAACGCAAAGGCCGAAAAUAUGGAUUCGUAUUUGUAUGAUGCCACGGUCGGACAACGAACGAUAUUAGAUAAUGCGAUUUUAUGCAGCAACAGCUGCGUCUGCCACUGUGGUAUACCAAAAUAUUCGUGGCGGUGUCGAGAGCUAAGCAGGAAGUAAGCGGUGGGGAUGGCGAUUACCGAUUCCGUCUCCCUCCACUCGCAAUCAGAUCUACACGACCUGCUACAACGUUACUAGUUUGCAAUAAGUUCGUCGGCCAGGUAAAAAACGUAUUUACGCAAUCAAUGUUGGAUAACAUGCAGUCAUUGGAUUUACAGUCGUGGGAUUGAAGGAACAAAAAAAAUGUAUAACCCAUGGUAUUACAUUAAAAUAAAUAUAUAUAUAUAUGGGUGGUAAUACGGGUGUCUCACUGUAUUCUACGAAAUUUUACAUACUGCAGUAUGCAUUUUUAUAUGACAUUAAAUAAAGAUAAAAUUAAAAAAGGCGGACAUAUUUCACACGAUGGGUGAGCCACUGUUGUAGGUGAAAAGUUGAGAAGAUAGAUGGAUAUAGAGGGGAAUUUAAUUUUAUAUCUGUACGCAACGAUUAAUAUUUACUAACGAAAAACGAUUCUGAGUGGAGUUCGGUUAUACAUGUUUAAAAAGUCGUAAUAUUAAAGAUUUUCGUCAAAAUUUAAUAUUAAAAUUUUGUAUAAAAAAAAUUUACAUUACUUAAUUAUUUUUUUUUAACCGCAGAGUCAGACUUAUAAUAAAUCUCCUGUUAAAUUUUCAAACAUUUCUAUUAUUGUGUCUAACAUUUUUAUCCACGGAGUACCUACCAAAAAAAAAAUUACGUUAAAUCUCGCAAAAUUAAAAUAUCUAUAAACAGCUCGAAAAUAGCUCAUAUAUUUUGAAAAUUUUACCACAUCUAUAAAAGAAUAAUAUAAAUUUGUCAAAAUUUCAGGUGUCAAUGAAUAUUUUUAUCUGAAUUAUAUAAAAUAAAAAAAUUGAAAAUGAUAAAAGCAUUAUUUUAUUUCUGGUAGAAAAUAUCGUGUUGACAAAAUUAAAUACAAUGAAAAUGGUAACACCAUGCCUUAAAUAUUUCCCGUUUUAUGUAUAAUUUUCUUUCCUGUUUUUUUCCAAUCCAAAAUCCAAAAUCAAAAAACAACCUUUUUAAUAUACCAACUAGACAAAAUUUCCUUUCGGAAAAGAUACUGUACUCUAUACAUCGGAAUAGGAUUUCUUUUCGGAAAGUUUUUUUACAGACAAAAAAAAUAAAAAAAUAAAAGAAGCACGCAUUAUAGUAAAACCAAUUGAUCCAUCUCUAUGCUCAGAGUCUAAAACGUAUUGAUUAAGUACCUGCAGACUACUAUUAGGUAAACGUGCGCAAACAAGCCGUAAAAAAAAUUAUUGUAUACGGAAAAGAGUUGUAUCCACAAUUUAAUGUUUUAUUACCAAUAUAAUAGUCAAAUUAUUAUUUAAUGUAGGUAUUCACUAAUCACUAUCUUAUGGUGAUGAUUUUAUAAACUUUUUCGAAAAUCAACAAAUCUCUAUUGAUUAAAGGCCAAUAAACAAUAUUGUACUUAAUUUAAUUGCCAAAAAUUACAAUGUCAGCUCCAAAUUUGAAUCAUUCCAAAAAGAAAUUUACUAAAAAGAUUUACUUUGUGCAGGUAUAUUAAAGUGAUUUCCACCGGAUAAUGCAAUCUACUUAAGAUACAAGAUAAAUUGGGUACCAGUGGUUUAUAUCAUUCUAUGCAAGUAACAUUUCCGAUUUAUCCAAUCGUCAGGUUUUGAACAUUGAGUUCACUUAUGUAAUAAAAAUUAUGAUAUACAAGAAAAAAUUUAUGUACCUACCUAAUAUUUGCUAAAAGAAAAUUAAAAUUUACACAAGUUAUAAAUCUAGUAUUAGUUGACAAUAAUCAAUAAUUAUUAUAAAUUUGAUUUCACUUUAUUUACAGUUGUAUCAGCCACAAAUAAUUAUUCAAAAGCGGAUAUAAUCUAAGAGGAAACUAUGAGCAAUCACAACGUUUUUGUAUUGUAUGCUAUAAUUUGGUAUUGCACAAAUAAUGAAACUACAAGAAAUCGGUGUAAUAUUACUAGAAUCCACAAUAUAUUUUCAGAGAUCAAAACAGUAUUUCUUUUUGCAUACUCACAGUUUUAUUGAACUUUUACUAAAUGUCGAUACAGUUUGCUUAAUAAAAUCAGUUAGGUAUUAGCCAAAAAAAUAUAACACAUAGUUAGAUAUUGACAAGUAGAUCUUUACCAUGUUAGCUCUAUAAAGAUUAAUAUUAGUAAUGAAUAUAAAUAUUAUGUUACCUACUCUAAUACAAUUGUUAAAAAUUCUCAUUUUUUUUUUGUUUUUUUUUUAAUGUACAUAAAUACCAAACAAAAUAAAUAAAAACAUACAGUAAGACUAAUAGUCAAUAAUAUAGACAAUAAAAUACACAUUGAUUAAUACUGGACAAAUAUUUUAUUUUUCAACAUUUAAAACACGGCAAGAAACAAUUUUAUUAAAUAUUAAAAAAUUAUGGAUAAAAUAUACAACACGAACAUAAAUUUUGUUUUAACAUUUUGUAUACAGUUGCAAUACCAUAGACGUAACAACUUUAGUGAGUACAUUUAUUAUUAUGUAAAGAAACCAAUAUGAUGUUAACAACAUUGCAACAGGUGUUUGUUAAUUUCUUCUAGUGGAAAACUAAUGAUCUAACGUAUUCCUCUACACUUGUAACCAAAAACUGGUUUCCUAUUUAAAUGUAAACUAAAAAUGUAUACUAAACUACUGAAUAAUACGUAAAGACUGUAUGCAGUUGUAUAUUGGAAAUAAGGCACUACAGUAAAGUGUUUGAAAUACAAAUCAACUGUGCAUAAAGUAAAUAUAAACAUAAAAAAUUACUCGAAAAUAUUGUACUUAAUAAGAGAAAUGUUAAAUACUGAUAAAAAUCAGCUUAUUAAUUUCUGUAUCAAUUAUUGAUUAUUAUGUUUUUCCCUUGUAGGAAUAAAUAAUAAUACCUGCAUAACAAGUGAGUACACUUGAGCAUGUUUUGUUUUUUUAUAACUUGUAAAAGUCUUUAACGGUCUUAUCAUUCCAGACAUACUGGCCUUUGACAUUUUGUUCACCUUCCGGUAAUAAUGCUAGGUAAACCGGAGCUUCGGCACCUUCUUCAAUAGUUAAUGGACCUUUAUGGCUGCUCAUGUCCGUGGCCACGUAACCCGGAUGAACGCUGUUCACUAUGAUGUCUUUUCUGUAGGGGUCAACGUCGAAUUUUUUUUGCUGGAUUAUGGUCAGCACGUUCACAGCUACUUUCGAUAGCGCGUACGCCGAUGACGGCCAUCCCAGACUUCUGUGAAUACCGUGGGAAGCCGAUUCAACGAACAGAUUGACCAAACCGUCCAGCUCUCUAAUUUUCAAAUUCGAAGAUGAAAAUUUGGCUCUUAUUCGAUCGCCGGGAAUACUGGACAAGAGUCCGGCGGAGCUCGAUACGUUCACAACGCGGGCGCCCGGCAACAGUAAUGGAAAUAACGCAUGGCAAACUCUUCUCACCCCGAAGUAAUUGACUUUGCAAGUUUUAGUUGCCUGCAAGGCAAACGGUUCCUCGGAAUUUACUUUGAACGCUAUAGCCGCGUUGUUCACCAAGACGUUGAUGCCCGCGUAGUUCUUCUCGACGAAACGUUUGAACUCGGCCACGCUAUCGUCCUUCGUCACGUCCAGUUGAUGGAACUUGGGCUUCAGGCCGAGCGCGUUCAGCGUUUGCACUGCCUUCUCGCCCCUGCUCACGUCGCGGGCCGUCAGGUACACGUCGCCGUCGAAUUUUUCACAAAGGGCUUUCACUAUAGCGUACCCUAUGCCUUUGUUACUGCCGGUGACUAUCGCAAGUUUGGUUGACAUUUCGUAAAACUAUAAAAUAUUAUAGCGAAAUUGUCACAAAUUUCUUCAAACAAUUUCGUUACGGUCCGAUUUAUAAUGCGGUGUUGAGAACGCUCUUGAAAAGUCACGUUAAUAUUCGAAACGGGCUACAAAAGUACAAACACAAACAGAUAGUUACGAUUAUUUUGAUUCGCGAGCGAUAUGGUCUUACGUGAUUCUAGAUAAUAAUAGAUAAGCCAGUUUAACAAGCGGAUGUUUUUAUCUAUUUAUGGUUCAACCGCAGAAUAGAUUAAACUAAGGUUAAUAACAAUAACACGGUCUUAGAAGAGUGGACGAAUUCCUACAUUCCCGUCUAUUUAAUUCUUUUUAACGGGAAAAAUAACGUUCCUAUCCAAUAUUCAUAAUGCGGCAAAAGCACUGCCAUUCUGAGGUUCUAAAUGUUCGAAUAGUAAACACCGAACAGCCCGCUUAAAACAAGAAUUCAUUUAAACUAACGAAAUUAGUUUAUUAUAUUAUAAAAUGAUUGUUUUAUUUAUAUUAAUAAAAUCCAUAAUUCUAACAUAAGUUGAUACAAACAUUACAAACUGCGUAAUGUUAUUUGUCUAGUGUACUUGUCUAUGCUAUCUAGUGGCAAAUAGAGUUGUCAACUGUCCUACGUUUGUUUCAUUUAUCCUACAUCCAACAACGCUUUCAAGCUUUAUGUAGAACAAUUUUACAUUUCAAAUGUCAAUAUACAGACGAUAACUUAUAUACCUACUAUAGUAUAUAAUUUAAGACAAUAAAUAAUUAUACAUAUACUACUAUAUCUAAACUUGUUACAGAUUUGUUAAAUUGUCUAAUUCUGUUGACUAUUCUAUUAUUUGUAUUUAUGAUUUAAUUAUGGUACGAAAAAUCAAAUUUUAAAAAUUUAAAGUUAUUAUACACUUUAAUUUAUGAAUAUUUGAAAUAUACCAACC
Molecule: messenger RNA, 8450 nt
Organism: Cinara cedri
Lineage: Eukaryota; Metazoa; Arthropoda; Insecta; Hemiptera; Aphididae
Source: the annotation of a GenBank genome assembly